AUGAGUACUGAGUUAUCUGCAAAAUUUAAAGCAAUGCAGGUAGAGAGAAACGCCCCUGAAGACCAGCAGUUCAAGGAAUGGGAAAAUCAUCCUUGCUGUGUCCUACUUCCUUCACCUGAGAAGCUGGAUACAUCGAUGAACUCACCAGGCUCAGAUGUUACAGAUACUUUAGAGGACUUUCAACGGAUUAAAAACUGGGCAAAGGAGAAUAAAUUGCUGAACACAGGGUUUUCUGAUUACCGUGAAAGACAAAACAAACAGCUUGAAAAGUGUAGUUUUAAAAGCCUUGUCCAGCUCGCAUUCAGCAGAGCAUUUGUAGCAAUGCGUAACACAAGAAACCCUGAUCUAGAGGAGUUGGUGUUUUGGUUUUACACAGGUCAUGGGCUUGGCAAGGAAACCGCCAAAACACUGGAAUAUUUGUCAACCCCUUGCCUUAGCAAUGUUGAUUUAAAUCAUAAUUAUCAUGAUGAUUCAAUCGUUUUUGAUUUUGUACAGAAAGAGAGGAAAGUACAUGGAGGGGAGCUCUGCCUACACAUGGGUGGCUUUUGUGAUCUUUAUGGCCUGUUGAAGCCAUGGAUUGCAGCUGUGAAAUCAGAGUCAAUAAAUGCCCCGGGUCAAAAGAAAAAUAAGCACCUUGUCGUCAUCCUAGAUAGCUGCCAUUCAGGGAUAAUUGCACAGGAGUUGAAAGAGUUUGAGAAGCAAGUCCGAAAGAAAGAUGAAUCUUUUUUGAAAGAAAAUAGCGUGACCAUUCAAGCUGCCUGUGGCCCUAAUGAGCGCACGUUCGGAGGUUAUUUCACUCCUCCCUUUCUCUACCUGAAUGAUCCACAGAAUAAGAAGCUUUUGGAACAGUUGAGGAAAAGUUGGAAACAAAUGACAGAUGAAAAGAAAGAUGAAUACAGAUCGAUUGAACUCCCAUCUCCAAUGGUGGUAACUACGAGGGCUUCGCUACAGGGCACUGAAGAGCAAGCUCAGCCUCCCCCACUCAGGGUGGUACAGUGGACCCUCAGCCUCCCCCUGCUCAGGGUGGUACACUGAACCCUCAGCCUCCCCCCGCUCAGGGUGGUGCAGUGAACCCUCAGCCUCCCCCCGCUCAGGGUGAUACAGUGGACCCUCAGCCUCCCCUCGCUCAGGUUGGUACAGUGGACCCUCAGCCUCCCCCGCUCAGGGUGGUACAGUAGACCCUCAGCCUCCCCCCGCUCAGGGUGGUACAGUGGACCCUCAGCCUCCCCCCGCUCAGGGUGAUACAGUGGACCCUCAGCCUCAGAAUGUUACAAUGGAACUCAAUGUUCAGAAUUUCAAGUUGACACUCUUCCCAGAUGCUGGAUUCUUCAAGUUCUGUUCCCUUAAGGUCUUUCAAUAUCAACAAGCCAAGGCGUUAGAGCCUUUAGUGAAAGAAAGAGCACUAUACCGUGCCACAGUGGAAGCAUUUAUGAAGUCCAAAAGAUUUAAAGUUAUUGACUACAAGCUCAACACAUACACAGGAACUGGUCCAGCUGACAAAAACGCUGGAUCUCCGAAAGGCCUGUUCCUGCUGGAUGAUCCCCACAACCCUGGCUUUGCUGUCUGUGCACACGUUCAUUUCAAAGCAGGAAGUACAGAUGUCAAUGACGUUCAAAGAAUCAAUCUCGUACACCACAAGAGACCGCCCGGUAGAUGCAUUGAGUACGUGGAAGAUGGUGGAAAGUUUCGGGUUAAUAUAGACAAAACUGCUGAUGCUGCUCGUGAAUUGGUAAAAGCUUGUCGUCAGUAUGUAGAUACAAAUGAACCAGGCAGGUGGAAUAAUGUCAGCCAAUGGAACAUGACAGGGAGUCAACUUAGUGUCAAUGGAAAAUUUAGAUUGAACGAACGUUCUGCUUGGGAACAAAGCUAUUUGACGUCCAUUAAAAAGUAUAAACUUCCUGAAAAGGUUCCUACCAACUCCUGGCACCGUUUUCCGCUUUUAUCAUCAUUUUUUGUUUUGUUUGCCAUCUCCUUUCAUUUUUACUUAAACAUGCGUGCUUAA
Porites lobata is the source of this 2002-nucleotide messenger RNA. Lineage: Eukaryota; Metazoa; Cnidaria; Anthozoa; Scleractinia; Poritidae. The record is from the annotation of a GenBank genome assembly.